Molecule: messenger RNA, 1462 nt
Organism: Helianthus annuus (common sunflower)
Lineage: Eukaryota; Viridiplantae; Streptophyta; Magnoliopsida; Asterales; Asteraceae
Product: epidermis-specific secreted glycoprotein EP1
Exons: 1
Coding region: 6-1313 (435 amino acids)
Biological process (GO): recognition of pollen
Source: RefSeq, a predicted model, not a curated record
CAAAAAUGGCUUCUUUUCACUCCAUUUCAGUCAUCUCCCUAUGCUUUCAUUUCCUAUUCUCGAUCUCUCAAGCUCUUGUUCCUGCAUCAGAGACAUUCACUUAUGUCAAUCAAGGCGAAUUCGGACUCUAUAUUGUCGAGUACGACGCGACUUACCGUACUCUCGAGCCUUUCCGCAACCCAUUCCAGCUUUGUUUCUACAACACCACCCCUAAUGCAUACACUCUAGCUCUCCGUAUGGGUUUAGUUCGAUCCGAAAAAAUUAUGCGUUGGGUUUGGGAAGCUAACCGCGGUAAGCCAGUUCGCGAAAACGCCACAUUCUCAUUCGGUACAGACGGAAACCUUGUCCUGGCAGAAGCCGAUGGGCAAGUCGUGUGGCAGACGAAUACCGCGAACAAGGGUGUGGUCGGUUUCGAGUUGCUUCCGAACGGUAACAUGGUUCUUGUUGAUGCCAAGGGUAGUUACAUAUGGCAAAGCUUUGAUUACCCAACCGACACUCUCUUGGUGGGUCAGUCUCUAAUGGUCAAUGGUGUAAGUAAGCUUGUGAGUCGAGCUUCGGUUGAGAACAACAUUGACGGGCCGUACAGCUUAGUGUUGGAGUCCAGAAGGAUAGCUUUGUAUUACAAGACAAUGCUUUAUUGGGCAGAAUACCCAGGGAUAGACAGUGACACCAACACUUUUACGAAUUUAACUCUUGUUUCAGAACCACGGUAUCCUGACGAUCUUUCGAUUUAUUACUUGUUCUUUCGUUACCAUUUCAGGAAUUCGAACCCGUUGUUCUCUCCCUCAAAUAGCAACACGGUCUUCACAAGGCACAAUAAUACUUUGUCGUAUGUUAGACUCGGGAUAGAUGGAAACCUUAGAUACUUCACCUACAGUCCGAACGUGCAAAACUAUGCGUGGGACCAAUUCUACGCGUUGCUUGACCGCGAUUCAAGGGUAAGCGAGUGCCAAUUGCCGGAUCGAUGUGGGAAGUUUGGGCUGUGUGAGGAUAACCAAUGUGUGGCGUGCCCCACGCCGAAUGGGCUAAGUGGGUGGAGCAAAGAUUGCGAGGCGAAAAAGGUGACAUCUUGUAAGGCUAGUGACUUUUACUAUUACAAGCUUGAAGGGGUUGAUCAUUUUAUGAUCAAGUACACGAAGGGGGAUGAGACGAAGCAAAGCCAGUGCGAGAGAAAAUGCACGAGUGAUUGUAAGUGUGUGGGUUAUUUCUAUCACACUGAUCGAUCGAGGUGUUGGAUUGCUUACGAUUUGAAAACAUUGACGAGGGUUGGGAACUCGACGAAUCUGGCGUACAUUAAAACACCAAACAAAUAGGUGUGUCUAUGUAUAGACAUGAUGGGAAGUGUAAUAAAGAAUAAAUGUAUUUAGUAACGUUUGAUUCUGUAUGUUAUUUAAAAUUGUGUCUUGUGUAUGUUAAGUCUUAUGAUUAAUAAAUAAAAAGCACUAUUGAUUAUCUAGCUAAA